This is a messenger RNA of Arvicola amphibius (Eurasian water vole), 1282 nucleotides long. Its product is annotated as H-2 class II histocompatibility antigen, I-E beta chain. The transcript is spliced from 6 exons. Gene Ontology annotation, cellular component: MHC class II protein complex; late endosome membrane; lysosomal membrane. NCBI's taxonomy places the organism in Eukaryota, Metazoa, Chordata, Mammalia, Rodentia, Cricetidae. Gene Ontology annotation, biological process: immunoglobulin production involved in immunoglobulin-mediated immune response; immune response; antigen processing and presentation of exogenous peptide antigen via MHC class II. The record is from RefSeq and is a predicted model, not a curated record. The coding region runs from base 83 to 883 and encodes 266 amino acids. Gene Ontology annotation, molecular function: MHC class II protein complex binding.
AUCCUGGCAAUGGGUAGAGAGAGGACAUAGAUUCUUCUGUGUGCUUUGUCUACUCCUAUUCGGGUCUCUCCUCUCCUCCGGCAUGAUGGGACUGUGGAUCCCCAGAGGCCCCUGGGUGGCAGCUGUGGUCCUGACAUUGAUGAUGCUGAACCCUCCCGUGGCCUUGGUGAGGGACCCCCGACCUCGGUUCUUGGAACAAGUUAAAUUCGAGUGUCAUUUCUACAACGGGACGCAGCGCGUGCGGUAUCUGGCCAGAGUCAUCUACAACCGGGAGGAGUACGCGCGCUUCGACAGCGACGUGGGCGAAUUCCGCGCGGUGACCGAGCUGGGGCGGCGCUCAGCCGAGUACUGGAACAGCCAGAAGGAGCUCCUGGAGCAGAAGCGGGCCGCGGUGGACACGUACUGCAGACACAACUACGGGGUUGGAGAGAGCUUCACUGUGCAGCGGAGAGUUGAGCCCCAGGUGACUGUGUACCCAACAAAGACGCAGCCCCUGGAGCACCACAACCUCCUGGUCUGCUCUGUGAGCGGCUUCUACCCUGGCAACAUUGAAGUCAGAUGGUUCCGGAAUGGCCAGGAGGAGAAGGCUGGGGUCGUGUCCACAGGCCUGAUCCAGAAUGGAGACUGGACCUUCCAGACCCUGGUGAUGCUGGAGACGGUUCCUCAGAGUGGAGAGGUUUACACCUGCCAUGUGGAGCAUCCCAGCCUGACCAGCCCUGCCACAGUGGAGUGGAGGGCUCAGUCCACAUCUGCACAGAACAAGAUGCUGAGUGGAGUCGGGGGCUUCGUGCUGGGUCUGCUCUUCCUUGGGCUGGGGCUGUUCAUCUACUUCAGGAACCAGAAAGGACAGUCUGGACUCCAGCCGACAGGACUCCUGAGCUGAGGUGACAAGGCUGAAGGAAGGAGCUCUCUUGCCACGAAAUCAUGACUUACCCAGCUGGCUCGAGUUCCUCCAUUCACACUGCUGCCCCAGGACCUGGCUCCUCCUUGCUCUGGACCCUGCAGACCUGUUAACCCUGACAGCCUGCUUAGACCCUGCCUGGGCCUGCAGCCCUGGGACAGAGGUCUCCUCCCAUUUCUCCCCUGCCCUUUGUCUGGAGCUUCUGAGCCCGGCUGCUGUCAUGAGCUUUCUUACAUUUUCCUCAAAUAAACAAAGAAUGAAAAUCACCUGCUUCGGAGAGUUUCAAGAAGAAACAGCAAAGAGGAAGGAAUGACCCAAUGUUUGUUCAGGAUAAGCAUGACAGAUUGGGUAUAAGAAAUAAAAAUCCAGUGUUAUACAUUA